CUAACCGUAUUUGUGUUGACGCGCGCGGACGAAGAGCUGCUAAGUCUGACAAAAUAUAAUUUGUGUAACGUCACCUGUGCAGUUAAAACCCACCGCCAUGGCGUCAUAAACGGCUGAAGGGAGGCACGGUUCAUGCUCGGUAGGUGACCGGAGUCAGGCAGCCUUUCGCCGCAGAGCCGAGACGCCGCGGCCCGACACACAGACGGCUGUGUGGCCGCUGGAGGAGCGACAAUGAGCUCGGAGCACCAGAGCGACAGCGAGGACGCAGACGAGUCGCAGGACAGGCCCAACAGCGGCAGCGCCUCCGACAAAGAGGAGGACCCCGACAUCGACGACUCGGACGUGGAGGAUGACAUCGCUCCGAGGGUUUCUCCGUCACCGCCGGGGAGCGGCGGGAGCAGGCCGGAGCGCAGCGCGAGGUCGGAGGAGCGAGAGCCCUGCUGCGAACCGGCCGCCGCGCCGCAGGCAGGGAGCGGCGAGGGCUCCAGCGCCGACAGCCGCAGGGGGAACAGUCUGUUUUCAUGGCUGCAGAGCAGGACUAUAAGACGGGGAGUGUUUGUGGACCCAGCCCGGGAGAACUUCAGGACAAUGACCAGUCUGUACUGCUCCAUGAACCCGGCUGCAGAGUCUGUCAACCUGAGCACUCAGACCCACGGAGCGGUGUUCAACCUGGAGUACUCCCCGGACGGGUCUGUGCUGACUGUGGCCUGCGAGCAGACUGAGGUCCUGCUGUUUGAUCCCAUCUCAUCCAGACAUAUCAAAACCCUGACGGAGGCCCACGAGGACUGCGUCAACAACAUAAGGUUUUUGGACAAUCGUUUGUUUGCCACCUGCUCUGACGACACCACCAUUGCAUUAUGGGAUCUCCGUAAGCUGAAUUCAAAGGUGUGCUCAUUGCACGGCCACGCCAGCUGGGUGAAGAACAUCGAGUACGACACCAACACUCGGCUCCUUGUCACAUCUGGCUUCGACGGAAACGUCAUCACGUGGGACACUAACAGGUUUACAGAGGACGGCUGCCCGCACAAAAAGUUCUUCCACACUCGUUACCUGAUGAGGAUGCGUCUGACGCCCGACUGUUCCAAAAUGCUCAUCUCCACUUCCUCAGGGUAUCUGCUCAUCCUCCACGACUUGGACCUCACCCAGUCCCUCGAGGUGGGCAGCUACCGCAUGCUGCGAGCACGACGGACGCCCCUCAGCUCAGAUGGAGGCACGUCAGCGUCCAGGUCAGCUGGAACUCCUCGCCAGGGAAACGACUCCAGCAAGAUCCACCCUCCUCGUGAAGGUCUUUCUCCCAGAAACAGUCUAGAGGUUUUGACUCCAGAGAUCCCCGGAGAGAGAGACCGAGGGAACUGCAUCACCUCUCUGCAGCUCCAUCCGAAAGGCUGGGCCACGCUCAUCAGAUGCUCCAGCAACAUGGACGACCAGGAGUGGACGUGUGUGUACGAGUUCCAGGAAGGAGCGCCCACCCGCCCGCUGGUGUCCCCCCGCUGCUCCCUCCGCCUCACCCACUACAUCGAGGAGGCCAACGUGGGCAGGGGCUACAUCAAAGAGCUUUGCUUCAGCCCGGACGGACGACUCAUCUGCUCCCCGUAUGGCUACGGUGUCCGCCUGCUGGCCUUCGAUGAGAGCUGCGGCGAGUUGGCCGACUGCCUGCCCGUCCAGACCAGCUGCCUCAGGGAGAUCCGCUCCAUCUACUCACACAGCGACGUGGUGCUCACCACCAAGUUCUCCCCAACGCACUGCCAGCUGGCCUCGGGCUGCCUCAGUGGACGUGUCGCCCUUUACCAGCCCAAGUUUUAGCAACUGGUGCUGUGAAACAACAGUGUGCUGCAGAUCUGGGUAAAGAAGUGCUCAUCAGGGUUCCUGCACAGAUCUAGAAAUGGGUCGAAGAAGAAAACUGUACAACUACAUGUUUACUAUGAUUUUAAAUUCUGAGCAUCUAAGUUAUUUAUGCAGAUUUCUGUUGUGCAAAAACUACGCCUAUGUUUUAAGGGCCUGUAGACAUGGUGUGACUUUGAUCGCCUGGAAAGAGAGAGGUCAGGCGCUGGGUGCUACUGUUGAGCCAACUCUGUACAGAGCGCAGAGGUAGGUUGUGUCUGAGGUUGCUAAGCGACCAUAACAAGCACCGUAUCACAGCCUAUUUACCAAAAGUCCUGAGUGCAGAGCUGAUCUUCCUCCAGCCAUUGUCUCUUGUCUCUAUUACACCUAAAAUGUUCUCUCUGCACUAAAACCAUCAACUUCUCCUCCAUAUUUAUCACAGACUGAUAUUUACAUAACAGGUUGGUCCGUCCUUGUCACAUGACAUGCGGUGCGUGCUGCUGCCUUUCAAAAGUUAAACUCUUUUUAUCUCAGAGUGUGGCUAUUGCGCCUUGAAAAAUAGGUGUUUGGGAAAGCUUGGGCUCCAUGAAGGCAUCACUCUGGCUUUUGAGCACACCUGCCAUGUGUAUGGCCUCUAAUAUGGCCUACUUGGUGUCCCUUAGUAGAAAUUAUAUGAAAGCCAUCAACGUAAAUUAAAAUUUGAAAAUAAAUCUGAAUCUUCAGGAACCUUGAAUAACUAGCAUUUGUUUUAAAGUGCUCAGUGGUCCAGAUGGAUGGGCAUAACUGCCUGUAGGUAUCUAAAAUAGUUUGAGAUGUGAUAUAAAUUGAAUAUUGGGAUUCCUCUCGACCCUCUACCAGACAAUCUGUAUGGAAAACUCCACCCAUCUGGUACCUAAAAUGGAUAAACCGUAAAGAUAUUUAAGCACUUCUGAUCCCAGGUCUGCAGCUGUGAACCAGACUGAGUUUGUUUUGGUGGGAACUGUCAGCUGAUGGCCACCUGAAGAAAAGAAAAAAAUUUAAGCAGUGGAUUUAAACUUUGAGCCUCUCUGACCCUGAACUUCACGAAAAAAAAGACAAAGGGCACUUGAGGUUUGCAAAGUAGACUCUCACCCAGACUGAGGAGAGGGUCGGAAGUCCAAACCUUCAAGAGGUGCAACGUGGCAUCGGUCAAAAACAAACUCUGUUUUUCAUACUAAAGAUUAAUUUUGGUCUCUAACGCAGUAGAAAACUUUUGCGACUCAGCACAUCCGGACGUCGCUGUCUCGGGACGAAAACACUAAGGAUGCAAACAGACAGAUAUUAAUGCAUUAAUGAUUCUAACGAGACAAACAAGAAACGGGCACUUGUGUCUGUCGUCUGUUGUCGUCGAUCGUCUUGACUCGGCGUCCUCCGCUGCGGAUCGCGUCGCUCUCAGCUGCUCCGCUCUGCUCAUGCCUUCUUCACAGGUGCUGCUUCUCUGCUCAUACAAUCUGAACUUUGACCCCCGACUUCAAGGACCUCAUCGGCAACGCCUUUACCCAUCUGUUCUUUUCCACCUUCACCCUGUUUCCGCCUUCAUGCUCUUUACUGUUUUUUUAGUGGUUUUAUUGGUGUAUUAAUGUUGGCACUACUUGUUCACGGUGUUUAAUUCAUUUGAUUCACUUUUUGCCAUGGUUGAGGUGGCUUCGGGACGAGUUCUGUUCAAAUAACUUCUCAUUUCUCUUCACAAUUUGUCUGUUUUUAUCUGAAGCCUGUGAAUGGUAACUUCAUGCUGUCUGUUUUCCAAACCCACUUUCUGUGCAAACUGCUACUGCAAGUUUUUCAUGCUUUGCAAAGGAAGUACUUUUAACAGUUACAUAUUUCUUCCCUGAAAGAUAAGGCUGGCUUUAUUCUGUAUUCUCUAGUUAUUUAUUUUUCGUAGAAGCCUGGUAGUCCGUCCCUGAAGUCAUGUAAAUUUUUAAAAAACAUUGCUUGAGUUUUUUUAAUAAGGCCCAGUAAUUUCCUGAAACAGGUCGUCACUGUAGUUUGAAGGAAACAUUACUCAAACAGGACUAAAUAGUAAAGUUUUUUGGGACUACUUUCAGCCGCGGCGGAAUACACAAUUAAUCUUCUCGUAAGUAUUUAUGGCAGCACGAUAGUGUAUAGAGGACUGGUAUGAAGAAACUACAAUGCCCUUGUUUAAUCUGUAUGUAACUUUCAGAAAAUUUCAGAAAUCACCUUGGCAUCGACCAAAACAGUGACAAACACCAGACUGAACGUCAUCAUGUUGACAGAAUGCUGGAAAAUGAAUAACAGUCAUAUUUAGAAUAACGUUACUAUCUGUGUUUCAUUUGGACCAUUGGCUCCGUCAUAUUACGUAUAGUACUGUUCAUAAAUUACUUUAUCAGCUGAAGUUACAAGCAACCAUGUAGAGUAGCUAACUUUCAGCUAGCUGGCUAAACUUAGUUCGGGUUACUGUUAGCUUGUUCGCCGGUAAUGCAUCACUCCAGCGAUUUGUACAUAAUUUAUUGUUGACUAAAUCAACGCCAUUUGUCAUAAUACAUGAGUUAGCGCCAUGUAUCACAUUAGCUGAGGGAAUAAUUUGGCAAGUUUGCUAACCAGCAUAACCACUAGCGGUAAAUGUUGGUGAGCAAGCAAGCUAACGUUAGCCAGCUAGCUGUAACUAAGCUAUGCUGUAUUGAUCUGGUGUUGGUUGUUUUGUAAUGUUAGCUGAAAAUGUCAUUUGCAAAUGGUAAAAUAGCUAAUUUACCAGCAAGAUCAACCCUGGGGUGUGGAUGAAUUAAAUGACAUAAAUAACCCAGGACAGUAUUUUUCUACCUUAGCUAGCUAGCAAUUCAAGCAAGCUAACGUUAGCUAACACUAGGCAGCUAAAACCACAAUAUCACAAUAUAAUUAACAUGUCAGUGCUUCCUCUGAUGUUAGAAUUUCUUUCAACACCAGGGGCAGUAAAAUUAUGAUAUGAGACACUGAAUUUGAUGGAUUUACUGGUAAUCAGACCACAAAUGAGACAAAUAUUAGCCAGCACAGCCUGUGGACCCUCCGCCUCAAUCACCACCGCCAGGACACUACCUCCCCAGGCUAAACUCAAGUAACUACAUGGCGCUUAGUGAAGGUUCGUCUCCGUCAGGCUGCCACUGCUAUAAUGGAAACACGGCGUGUGUGGACUGUGUUGUGGUGUUUGUCAGUUAUUUGUUGAUGUUGGCGGACUCCAUGUCUUAGCUAACGUUAGCUAUUGUUGCACACGUUUGGGACUGUAGCAGAGCUGAAGAGAAGCAAGUAGGGUUGCAACGAUAUACUAGUUUCAAGGUGUACCAUGAUAUUAAAAUUUACGGUGUACAUUUGCUCAUCUACUUUACUGAAAAAAAAAAAAAGAUGCUUGACGGAGAAUCUCAGCCUUUUUUUUUUAGUAUUUUUCAAAAGGGAGACUUUUUACUGGAACUUCCAUUAAAAAUGUUUCAAUUAUAGUAAUAUAAUGUCAAAAUAACCCUUCUGUUUAAAUUCCUUUAAGGGUCAUUUUGACUGAUAAUAAUUCUAAUAAUUCUGUAAUACCAUGAUACUGUGAAAUGGACAUAUUUUCGGAGACUGUUAUCGUACCUUUAAAAUCUCAUACCAUUGCAACCCUAGAGGCACUCAAACAUCACAUCCUCUGGAUUUUACUGGAAAAUUCGGCCCUAAAUCCUUCACCUAGAAAUCAGUCCACAGGCUUCAAAGGAAAUCAAAAAAGUUGGGCAAAAUUUCAGUUAAAGUUACAUAGCAACAUAUUCACCCAUUAGCAAUUUAACAAAAGAUAAUGUCUGGUACAUACAGAAUCCUUAAUGAGCAUGUGAGCACAGACAUGGUUGGUUUAGAUUUUUUUUUUAUUUUUGAUACUAAGAAAAAUACAGAAUAUUGCCAGCUUCAUCCUUUCCUCCGGUUUCUUGUUGACUUUUUUGGCCAGCAGUUUUUGUCAGAAGAAGUUGCCUCAGCAUCGUCCGCUUAACCUUUUUAGGAUUAAAUUGCUGCCAAGAAACAUUUGACUUGUUUUUCUACCUUGUACCUCAUUUUGUUGGUUUCUGAAAAGAGUGUUGAUCCACAUCAGUGUUUGAUUUUUCUCUCUCGCAUCACAUCCAGUUUCUCCCUUUUACAGUGUUGUCAUGAAGGUGACCUAUCAGGUUGUUUUUCCUCUCUAAGGACUGAAUGGGUUGCUUUUGACUGUUCUAGUAUCGGCGAUGCUUUUGUGUUUUCCGACCAGUGUAGUAUAGCUGCUGUAAGAGCCAAGCACACGCGUGGAUGUUACACCUUUAAUGUAAACUGGUAACAGUGCAUACUGACUGACUGCAGAAUAGAUAUUACGUAAACAAAAAAUAGACAUUAGCGUAUACUACUAUGCAUACCGGCCUUUAUGAAGAUUCUCCUUUCUUAUUUAUGCCAGGGAGAUGCUCUGUGUGGAGCUGUCAGAUGCCAAAAUGUGAUUUGCAUGGACGAGGCAAUGCUGCUCCUCUGUAGUGUAACUGUGAGCUGAGAACUUAAUGUGAACAUCUGCUAUUAGGGACUUAUUAAAAUUUUUAUAUGUGGCAAAAGUUUAAAGGUCCAGUGUGUAGGAUUUAGGGGGAUAUAAUGUCAUAUAAUGGAAUAUAAUGUAAUAAGUAUGUUUUCUUUAGUGUUUGAUCGUCUGAAAAUAAGAAUCAUUUUCGUUUCCUUAGAAUAAGAUGUAUAUACAGGGAGCUGGGCCUCAUCUGCAGAGAUCACCAUGUUGCAAUGGGGUUAGGGGGUUAGUUUCUGCUGGUUGUAAUCUGUAAUCCUCUCCACUAGAUUCCAUUAAAUCCCCCUGAAUCAGACACACUGGACCAUAACAUUGUAAAAGGAUUAAUUGAUUUUUUGGAAAUAAGCUCUCCUUCUUGCAGAAAGUGAGAUGAGCAAAUUGAUACUUGUCUCAGACUUGUCUUUUGAAUAUAAAGCUACAGCUAGCAGCUUGUUAGCUUGAUUUAGCUUAGCACAAAGAAUGGAAACAGCUAUCCUGCAUCCUCCUAACAGCAUCUCUUAAUAUAAUUAUAAUACCAUAUGGUAUGCCUGUUUAAUUCGUUUAAAAACUGGAGUGUAAAACCAAAUCUCGCACGUUUUUGGACCAGACUAUUUCUUGGCUGGGGUCAGUAACUCUUUAGAAUCUCUGCUGGUUGCCUGGCAACCAAACAAAGAAACAUUGCAGGACAUAGCCCCCGUAAAAUGACAUAUUUUUGGUUUAACGCUUUGGUUUUUGUAUCGAUAAAAUAAACAAGUGUGUUAUGUGAGCUUUACAUCUGUUGGUAGGAGGGUUUUGUUGCCGCUCUAGAGCCAGGCUAGCUUAAGCUAAUGAGCCAGCUAAUGUAAGCUAACCAGCUGCUAGCUCUAACUUUGUGCUAUGUCAGUGAAGAUAACUGCCUGCUAGCUGUAGCUUUGUGCUUAGACAGCUAAGCUAACAGGGGAGUAGCUGGUGCUUCAUGAUUUGCUAUCUAAGCUCACCAGCUGCUAGAUGUAGCUUUGUGCUUAGCAGGCUAGGGUUACAGGCAGCUAGCUGUAGCCUUGUGCUAUGCCAGCUAAGCUAACCACCUACUAGCUGUAGCUUCAUGGUAUGCCAGCUGAGCUUACUGACAGCUAGCUGUAGCUUUGUGCUUAACCAGCUAAUCUACGCAGCUGCUAGCUGCAGCUUCAGGCUUAGCCAGCUAAGCUCAGUGGCUGCUAGUUGUAGCUUCGGGCUUAGCCAGCUAAGCUCAGUGGCUGCUAGUUGUAGCUUCAUAUUAUCUGGUGGUAUCAAUCUUCUCAUCUAACCCACUGCCAGAAAGGUAAGAAGUGUUUGUCCCAAAAUGUUUGAAAACAAAAAUGAAUUGGAAGAGAUUAAUUCAGAUUUGAGGUGAAAAUACAUCUAAAAAAAAAAAAACAGAUGUAACUGAUUUAGUAAUUCCCAGCUCACACAUGGUCCUGUUCGUAAAGAGGAAGGAUGCUUUUAACACUUUGUACCUCAGUUAAACUGCUCAAAAUAUAUUUCAGUAUCACAAAUGGACGAAUCCAUUUCACUUUCAGUUCAGUCAAUUCAGGGAUGUUUUCCCUCCUCUGGAAAAACUCAGAUCCCAACUUGCAGACAUCAAGAACUCUCUGGAAUGAUUUAAAUCCACAUUUAUAGCAUUUAUAUGACUAAGCUGAAGGUGAAAGGACCGGCCGUGCUGUAUAUUCAAUGCUGCUUUUAUUUUACUUCUAUUCACGAGCUCUUCGGAGAGAAGUGUCUUAUCUGCCAUUUUCACUUCAGGUAUAGCAACUAUAAAACCGGGUUCAUUUUUAUGACUCUGUUCUGUUUGUUUUUCACUCUUGUUCUGGGUUUUAAUCUGUAUUCUGUUGUGGAUUAAGGAUCUGAAUGUUCUCAGUAGUUCUGGUGUUUCCUGUGCACUGUCACCUGGACUGAUCACAGCUGGACGAGGGGGGGUGGACGAGACGAAAACUUGUUGAAUUGCUCACACUGUUGUUUCCUAAAUGGCUAUACACAGCAAGUAAUCUCAACAAUGAUACUAAAAUGGUACUUACUAUCACUGAAAUAAAAAGGUUAGCUUCUUUUGCA
This is a messenger RNA of Epinephelus fuscoguttatus (brown-marbled grouper), 8365 nucleotides long. RefSeq names its product WD repeat domain 32 (gene wdr32). Gene Ontology annotation, cellular component: Cul4-RING E3 ubiquitin ligase complex. The record is from RefSeq and is a predicted model, not a curated record. Lineage: Eukaryota; Metazoa; Chordata; Actinopteri; Perciformes; Serranidae. The coding region runs from base 232 to 1803 and encodes 523 amino acids. Gene Ontology annotation, molecular function: protein binding. The transcript is spliced from 7 exons.